UCGCCAACAAUUUCAAUUUUGUAUUGCCUUAUAAAUAAAUUCGCGGCGUCAUUUCUGCCCCACAACGAACACAGCCGCCAUGUCGAACGACGCGUCGCCAUCGCCAAUCGCCGGCAUGACGCUGUCGAGUGUGAUGCGAGAUAUCAAGGACAAGUUCAAGAACGAGGACGAAGAUGCCGCCACGUCUCCGUUCCAGAACCUGGACAAAGCCACGGUUCUCCAUGAGACCAAGAUCUUCUCGGACGCCCAGAUGGUGAUGAAGCAGCCCCGCAAGUGCUGCCAGUUGAUCACAAAGUUGCUGCACAUCCUCACGCAGGGCGAGCCGUUCACGUCCAACGAGAUCACGGACGUGUUCUUCAAGGUGACGAAGCUCUUCCAGGGCAAAGACGCCAACCUCCGCCGCAUGAUGUACUUAUUCAUCAAGGAGGUCGCUGACGCCACCCCCUCGGACAGCGUGAUCAUUGUAACCCAAAGUCUCAGCAAGGACAUGAACUCUGACACGGACUUGUACCGAGCCAACGCGAUCCGCGUGCUUUGCCGCAUCAUCGACACGUCCACGCUGUCCGCGAUCGAGCGCUACAUCAAGCAGGCCAUCGUGGACAAGAAUCCGCUUGUGUCAUCGUCUGCGCUCGUCAGUGGGAUGCAUCUCAUGCGUCACUCCGCGGACGUCGUGCGCCGCUGGACCAACGAAGUGCAGGAAGCGCUCAACUCGCCCACGGACAUGGUGCAGUACCACGCGCUGGCACUGUUGUACCAGAUCCGGCAGCACGACAAGCUGGCCGUGUCCAAGCUCCUGUCGCAGCUGCACAAGACGCCGCUCAAGUCGAACCUCGCUUGUUGCCUGCUGAUCCGAUACUCGGCGUCGCUUCUCGCGGACGACGUCGCCGGCACAAACUCGCGUCCGCUGUACCAGUUCCUGGAAAAGAUGCUGCGCCACAAGAGCGAGAUGGUGCUGUACGAGGCCGCGCGCGCCAUCUGCUCCCUCCCGCUCGACUCACGCGACCUCGCGCCCGCCAUCACGGUGCUGCAAAUCUUACUGAGUUCGGUGCGUCCAACCCUCCGCUUCGCCGCGGUGCGGACGCUGAGCCACGUGGCGCACGUCCAGCCCAUGCUCGUGGCCAAAGUGAACGAGGACCUGGAGACCCUCAUCGGCGACUCGAACCGGAGCAUCGCCACGCUGGCCAUCACGACGUUGCUCAAGACGGGUGCCGAGUCGAGCGUGGACCGACUCAUGAAGCAGAUCAACACUUUUAUGAACGAGAUCGCGGACGAGUUCAAGAUCGUGGUCGUCGACGCGAUCCGAAACUUGUGCGUCAAGUUUCCCCAGAAGCACCGGAUGCUCUUGGCGGCGCUGUCAUCGUUUCUGCGGGAAGAGGGCGGGUUCGAGUUCAAGAAGACCAUCACGGAUGCCAUCUUGGAGAUCGUAACGGUGCUGCCCGACGCCAAGGAGACGGGACUGCUCCACCUGUGCGAGUUUAUCGAAGACUGCGAGUUUACGCUGCUCAGCGUCCAGAUCCUGCACGUGCUGGGGGUGCUGGGUCCAUCGACAUCGACGCCGUCGCGGUACAUUCGGUUCAUCUACAACCGGAUCAUCCUCGAGAACGCGACCGUCCGCGCGUCCGCCGUGUCGGCGCUCACGGCGUUCGCACUCCAAGUGCCCGAACUCGCACCUAGCCUCCGCACGUUGCUGCAGCGGUGCCUCGUCGACGACGACGACGAAGUUCGCGACCGCGCCACGCUCUACCUCUGUCUCACAGAGCCCGCGCCCGAGUCUGCGAUACCGUUUUCCGUCCACCAGCUCGCGACAUCCCUCGAACAGUACGCAUUGCGUCCGUCGGACGGACCCAUUACGAUCUACAGCCUUCCGCACGUCGAGCCAGACAAGACGGCGGCGAUUCCAUCUGCCAAGAUGACGACAUCAGCUCUUCCGCCAGUCGACCCCGCGCAGGAACUGUACAAGAUCGCCGCGUUUGCCGCGCUAGGCCCGCUGUUCCGAUCGGCGUCGCCCGUGGAACUCACGGAAGCUGAGACAGAGUACGUCGUGUCGGUCGUCAAGCAUGUGUUUCAGCGUCACAUUGUACUCGAGUACGUUGUGCGCAAUACAGUGCCAGAUCAGAUGCUGCUGGAUGUGACAGUGAACGUCGAACUGGACGACGAUGUCACAUGUUUUGCCGUGCACAGCACUGUGCCUCUCAAACAGCUCAAGUACGGCGACGUUGGGUCGACCUAUGUUUGUUUGGAACGCGUAGCGGACGACGUUGUCACUGUAUCGCAGGCCACGAUUGCCAACGAACUCCAGUUCCGCGUUGUCGACGUUGUGCGGGGUCAACCGGAUAGUGGAUCCGGAUACAGCGAAGAGUACCCCAUGGAGGAUGUGGAAGUGAGCGGCGCCGACUUUAUGGCCAAGGUCCAAGUGCCCGACUUCCGGUCGGCGUGGGAACAUAUUGGAGACGAGCAUGAAGUGCGCGAACAAUACGCGCUCCGGUUCCAGUCCCUCGUCGAGGGCGUCGGCGCUGUGAUCGAGUACCUUGGCAUGCACGCGUGUGACCACACGGCCGUGCCGGCGCCCCACGCGACCGCACACAUUCUGCUGCUGAGCGGAGUGUUUGUGGGCGGAGUGAAGGUCCUUGUCAAGUGCAAGCUGAGUGUGGACACGAGCAACCGCGACAACGGACACAUGCUGCUGCUGCAGAUGGCCGUGCGCUCGGAAGACGCCGUCGUGUCCCAAACCGUGUCGGACUGCAUCCGUUAACUAGAUGCGGUGCUAGAGUCACACUAUAUUGCAUGAAAAUCACACUAUAUUGCACCAAGAAUACUGGAUAUUGUAACCGUGUUACACCAUUUUGCGGUUAGUAUUUCGAAAAAUACUACUAGUACAGUAUUUCGUGGAAUCCCAUUUAAACUCGUGGAAAUUCAUUUUAUUCCGCG
Molecule: messenger RNA, 2928 nt
Organism: Aphanomyces astaci
Lineage: Eukaryota; Oomycota; Saprolegniomycetes; Saprolegniales; Verrucalvaceae
Exons: 2
Coding region: 80-2752 (890 amino acids)
Biological process (GO): endoplasmic reticulum to Golgi vesicle-mediated transport; intra-Golgi vesicle-mediated transport; intracellular protein transport
Cellular component (GO): COPI vesicle coat; endoplasmic reticulum; Golgi membrane
Molecular function (GO): structural molecule activity
Source: RefSeq, a predicted model, not a curated record